Messenger RNA from Cladophialophora yegresii CBS 114405, 888 nucleotides. RefSeq lists its product as uncharacterized. The coding region runs from base 1 to 888 and encodes 295 amino acids. NCBI's taxonomy places the organism in Eukaryota, Fungi, Ascomycota, Eurotiomycetes, Chaetothyriales, Herpotrichiellaceae. The record is from RefSeq and is a predicted model, not a curated record. Gene Ontology annotation, molecular function: delta(3,5)-delta(2,4)-dienoyl-CoA isomerase activity. Gene Ontology annotation, cellular component: mitochondrion. The transcript is spliced from 2 exons.
AUGGCAUUAAGAACUUUACCAAGCCUCAAAUUCUUCAAUGUGACCAUACCAGCACAAUAUGUGGUCCAUGUCGAGAUUAACCGGCCGGAAAAGCUCAAUGCUUUCUAUGGACCCAUGUGGGUCGAGUUGAAAGCCAUCUUUGACCAACUGUCGCAUGACCCUGAUGUCCGGGCCAUUCUGCUCUCUGGGGCCGGUGACCGUGCAUUCACAGCAGGCGAGAUGAUUAAUCUAACUUCGUGUCUUUCAGGGCUCGACGUAGAGCAGGCGGCGAAAUCCAAUAGUCCACUCUCGACUGGGGUGCCCGACCCAUCGAGGAAAGCGGCAUUACUAAGGCGACAUAUACUCGAACUGCAAGACGUAAUCACAAGCGUCGCGCGUUGUGAGAAACCGACUAUCGCGCUUCUCCAUGGAUACACGUACGGCCUCGGAAUCGACUUAUCAUCAGCAUGCGAUAUGCGCUUUUGCGCCAAGGACACCAAGCUGUGCGUCAAAGAAGUCGACAUCGGUCUAGCCGCGGACGUUGGAACACUAAGUCGGUUACCCAAGGUUGUUGGGGGCGUGACGAGCUGGGUCAAGGACGUCUGCCUCAGUGCGCGCCCGUUCUCAGCAGAUGAAGCGCUCAAGAACAACUUUGUGAGCCGAGUGGUGGAUGGCGGUAAAUCUGAGUUGCUCAAGGAAGGGUUGGAGACCGCGAAAUACCUUGCAAGCAAAAGCCCUGUGGCGGUUCAAGGGACAAAAAAUAUUCUCGACGCGUCUUGGGGAAGGACUAUCGAUGAUAAUCUCAAUUACACCGCGGUAUGGAACAUGGGGAUGUUGCAAAGCAGUGAUGUGCAGAGAGCCAUGUUGAGCGGCCUGCAGAAGAGAACACCAACAUUUGAGAAGCUGUAA